AUGGCUUUUCUUGGACUCUUCUCUUUGCUGGUUCUGCAAAGUUUGGCUUUAGGGACCGCUUUCACUGAUGAAACCAUUGCCGAGUUGUCAGUGAAUAUGUAUAACCAUCUUCGAGCCACUGGAGAAGAUGAAAAUAUUCUCUUCUCACCAUUGAGCAUCACCCUUGCAAUGGGAAUGUUGGAACUUGGGGCCCAAGGGUCUACCCUGAAAGAAAUCCGUCACUCAAUGGGAUAUGACAGCCUGAAAAAUGGUGAAGAAUUUUCCUUCUUAAAGGAUCUUUCUCACAUGGUAACUGCUGAAGAGAGCCAGUAUGUGAUGAAAAUUGCCAAUUCCCUCUUUGUGCAAAAUGGAUUUCAUAUCAGUGAAGAGUUUUUGCAAAUGAUAAAGAAGUAUUUUAAUGCAGAAGUCAAUCAUGUGGACUUCAGUGAAAAUGUAGCUGUGGCUAACUAUAUCAAUAAGUGGGUGGAGAAUAACACAAACAGUCUGUUGAAAGAUUUGGUAUCCCCAAGGGAUUUUGAUGCUGUCACUCAUCUGGCCCUCAUCAAUGCUGUCUAUUUCAAGGGGAGUUGGAAGUCACAAUUCAGACCUGAAAAUACCAGAACUUUUUCCUUCACUAAAGAUGAUGAAAGUGAAGUCCAAAUUCCAAUGAUGUACCAACAAGGAGAAUUUUAUUAUGGGGAAUUUAGUGACGGCUCCAAUGAAGCUGGUGGCAUCUACCAAGUGCUGGAAAUACCAUAUGAGGGAGAUGCCAUCAGUAUGAUGCUGGUAUUAUCCAGACAGGAGGUCCCACUGGCCACACUGGAACCACUGGUUAAGGCACAGCUGAUUGAAGAGUGGGCAAACUCUGUGAAGAAGCAGAAGGUGGAAGUGUACCUGCCCAGGUUCACAGUGGAACAGGAAAUUGAUUUAAAAGAAGUUUUGAAGGCUCUUGGAGUAACUGAAGUUUUCAUCAAAAAUGCAAACCUGACAGCCUUGUCUGAUAACAAAGAGAUUUUCCUUUCCAAAGCAAUUCACAAGUGCUUCAUAGAGGUCAAUGAAGAAGGCUCAGAAGCUGCUGCUGCCUCAGGAAUGAUUGCAAUUAGCAGGAUGGCUGUGCUGUAUCCUCAAGUUAUUGUCGACCAUCCAUUUUUCUUUCUUAUCAGGAACAGGAGAACAGGUACAAUCCUAUUCAUGGGACGAGUCAUGCAUCCUGAAACCAUGAACACCAGUGGACAUGAUUUUGAGGAACUUUAA
Molecule: messenger RNA, 1233 nt
Organism: Rangifer tarandus platyrhynchus (Svalbard reindeer)
Lineage: Eukaryota; Metazoa; Chordata; Mammalia; Artiodactyla; Cervidae
Source: the annotation of a GenBank genome assembly